This is a messenger RNA of Tetrahymena thermophila SB210, 1131 nucleotides long. RefSeq lists its product as hypothetical. The transcript is spliced from 7 exons. NCBI's taxonomy places the organism in Eukaryota, Ciliophora, Oligohymenophorea, Hymenostomatida, Tetrahymenidae. The record is from RefSeq and is a predicted model, not a curated record.
AUGAUAAAUGAUUAAGCUAAAAAGCUUUUAGAUUUUAAUAACCCUAGUGAUUUCAAAGUAUUCUCAAGAAAGUCUAUAAUUUAUAACCGCAUUGAAGAAUCUUAAAAGGAUUAAAAAUAAAAGAAUACUCUUGAAAAUAAGAUAAUUUAGAUAUUUAAGAAUAGUUUAUCAAAUAAUUAAAAGGAUAUAAAAAAUUCUAAUUUAUUAAAAGAAAAAUUAAGUUAAUUAUAAUAAAGAGGUCUUAGUUUUGAUGCUAAUAUGGAUGCUGCCAAUAAUUAUCUAGAAGGUUCAUUUUUUUAUGCUUUAUAUCAAAAGAGUGAAGGAUAAACAUAAUAAAAAUUGUCAAUAAAAGCCUCUACAUUUUAGAAUCAAACUGAUUUUUAUUGUUGUUUAGUUAUAGAAGAAGUGAUAAACUUUAAAAUGUUAUUCAAAAUAUAAACAAUUAAGCUAUUGUCUAAGCAAGCAAGAGAAAAAGUAAAAAGUAAUUUCUUAAAAAAUAUGAAUGAAUUUGACUAAAUAAUAAUUAAUAAUUUAGACAUUUACUCAAAUGGAUAAUUACUAAAUCAAUAAAAAAUAAAACAAAUCUAAAUAUAAGAAGAAGAUUCAAAAUCUAGCUUUAACAAUUAGCAAUCUAAUUCAAGCAAUGAUUUUGAUGAGUUUUAUUUACAAGAUAAAGUUUUAGAUUUAAAUUAAAUAAAGAUAUAGUUUGAGUUACUAUUUGGAGAAUAGGAAGUAUCUAACAUAAUAAAAAUAACAGUGAAAGAUCAUGGUAUAGGAAUGUCUCUAGAUAAAAUAUUAAAGAUGCUUGAAAUUUUGAAUACUAAAAACAUUGAUUUUUCUUCUCAAUAUUUAAAUAAUAGCUUUUUAGGAUGGAAAGUUAAUUAUCAUAUAAUUGGUAACUUGGGUCCUUUUUAUAAUUUCUUCAUAUAAAGCUAAGAAAACUAAGGAUUAGAGUAUCAUUUCUAUAUUUUUUAGGAUAUCAAGAUAUUAAAAGAAAGUAAUCUUUAAUAAAAAAUGGUUUUCAAAAACCAUUAAUUUGAUAUUUCUUUACAAUAGUCUAAUAAGAAUUUUUAUAAUAUCCACAGAAUUGAUGAAUUAUAAGAUUAAGAAAACAUCUCAUUAGUUUACUGA